Molecule: messenger RNA, 1095 nt
Organism: Gadus chalcogrammus (walleye pollock)
Lineage: Eukaryota; Metazoa; Chordata; Actinopteri; Gadiformes; Gadidae
Gene: gemin6
Product: gem (nuclear organelle) associated protein 6
Exons: 2
Coding region: 130-735 (201 amino acids)
Biological process (GO): spliceosomal snRNP assembly; spliceosomal complex assembly
Cellular component (GO): SMN complex; nucleus
Source: RefSeq, a predicted model, not a curated record
UACGGUUCACUUUGCUGGAACACCAGCCACGCUAUUUAAACGUGGCUGAACACUUAAGCAUCCUAUUCGAUUAUAAUUUACAGUAAAUUAAAUCCCUUCCUACCGUACAUCCCUAGUUAACAGGGCAUCAUGUCCACGACGAGCGCGUGGCGGCAGCAGACGCCGCGGGACUGGGAGCAUUACGUCAACAAGCAGGUGACAGUGACCGCUCACGGCCAGCAGCAGCACCGCGGCUGGCUACACACGGUGGAUCCAGUCACCGCCAGCGUGGUGCUGGUUCAGCUGGGAGAGGCGGCGGGCGGCUGUAGCGUCUCCGUGGUGAUGGGGCAUGCGGUGGAGCAGGUGGAGGUGGUGGGGGAGGCCGAUGAGGAGACCGCGCUGCGGCUCUCCUCUCUGUUCAGAUCGGAGGCGCCGGAGUUGCGUGGGAGCGUGGAGGAUGUGAAGAGGAGGAGGGAGGAGCUGAGGGGCUGGUUGCAGCAGAACCGCGUGCCGGUGGAGGAGGUUGGGGAGGAUCUGCUGGUAGCCGGCGUUCUGACGGUGAGACCGCCGUACGCGGAGCAGGACUGCUUCAGCAGCAACCAGAUGGUCCUGGCCCGUAUCCAGGGCCUCCUGGCCCGCAUGCCCACACCAGCGGGACAGCCAUUUGACCAACCGGCCGCUGAUGGACAGCAGUCAUGUGACCAACCGGCGGCUGAUGGACAGCAGUCAUGUGACCAACCGUCUGCUGGAUUCUGAGUUGAUAUUGAAAAGUUGAUCUAGCUGGUUAAGGAGCGGGUAAAUUAUUGUCUACCAACAUGUUGGAUUGUUUAACUGAUGGAUUUGGUAGGUUUGUUUUUGUUUAGCUGAUGACAUCAGUGAAAUUGAUGGUGAUCUGGGAAGUGACUUGCUCUGAUACUGCCUGCACAUUCAUUUAAAUUUGUUUAUAUUUUUCUGUUAUUGUUUGUCAAAUAAUCCUUUUGCACAGCUGUGAUCAAUCAAUAGUUUGAAGAGUCAACAUCCUAUCAAUAGGAUGUGGUUACCAUUGACUAAACAUUAUAGUCGAUAUCUUUGGUUAUUUGUAUUUCAAAUAUUAUUAAACCAUGUUUUAGGUUCAGA